Messenger RNA from Elaeis guineensis (African oil palm), 1576 nucleotides. RefSeq names its product S-adenosylmethionine synthase. NCBI's taxonomy places the organism in Eukaryota, Viridiplantae, Streptophyta, Magnoliopsida, Arecales, Arecaceae. Gene Ontology annotation, molecular function: methionine adenosyltransferase activity; ATP binding. Gene Ontology annotation, biological process: S-adenosylmethionine biosynthetic process. The record is from RefSeq and is a predicted model, not a curated record.
CUCUUCGACUCCCGUGUCCACCCGGAGUCCCAGGACAAAGCGGUUGAGAAGCUUGGGGUUGCUUUGGUGCCUAUCUUCUUCUCGUAUCUUACAACAAAGAUGGCCAACACCGACACCUUCCUUUUCACCUCUGAAUCUGUGAACGAGGGACACCCUGACAAGCUCUGCGACCAGAUCUCAGAUGCUGUGCUUGAUGCCUGCCUAGAACAGGAUCCCGACAGCAAGGUUGCUUGUGAGACCUGUACCAAGACGAACAUGGUCAUGGUCUUUGGAGAGAUCACCACCAAGGCAAAUGUCGACUAUGAGAAGAUCGUCCGCGACACCUGCCGCGGUAUUGGGUUCACUUCCGAUGAUGUUGGCCUUGAUGCCGAUCACUGCAAGGUGCUUGUCAACAUUGAGCAGCAGUCUCCUGACAUUGCCCAGGGUGUUCAUGGCCAUUUCACCAAGCGCCCUGAGGAGAUUGGUGCUGGUGAUCAGGGUCACAUGUUUGGUUAUGCAACCGAUGAGACCCCAGAGUUGAUGCCCCUCAGCCAUGUCCUCGCCACCAAGCUUGGCGCCCGCCUCACUGAGGUCCGCAAGAAUGGCACCUGCCCGUGGCUGAGGCCUGAUGGCAAGACCCAGGUGACCGUUGAGUACCGCAAUGACCAUGGCGCCAUGGUCCCUAUCCGAGUCCACACCGUCCUCAUCUCGACCCAGCAUGAUGAGACUGUUACCAAUGAUGAGAUUGCUGCUGACCUCAAGGAGCAUGUCAUCAAGCCCGUCAUCCCUGAGCAAUACCUUGAUGAGAAGACCAUCUUCCACCUCAAUCCAUCUGGUCGUUUUGUCAUCGGUGGACCUCAUGGUGAUGCAGGGCUCACCGGGCGCAAGAUCAUCAUUGAUACCUAUGGUGGCUGGGGAGCCCAUGGUGGUGGUGCCUUUUCUGGCAAGGAUCCCACAAAGGUCGACCGGAGUGGUGCCUACAUCGCGAGGCAGGCAGCCAAGAGCAUCGUUGCCAAUGGGCUUGCUCGCCGUUGCAUUGUGCAGGUAUCUUAUGCCAUUGGUGUGCCAGAGCCUCUGUCAGUGUUUGUGGAUACCUAUGGCACAGGCAAGAUUCCCGACAAGGAGAUCCUGAAGAUUGUGAAGGAGAAUUUUGAUUUCAGGCCUGGAAUGAUCAUCAUCAACCUUGACCUGAAGAGGGGUGGAAACGGCAGGUUCCUGAAGACAGCAGCUUACGGGCAUUUCGGCAGGGAUGACACCGACUUCACCUGGGAGGUGGUGAAGCCCCUCAAGGGGGAGAAACCCGCUGCCUAAACAAAACGAGUUUAUGGACAUCCGCAUGAUCGCAACCAUUGCAUUUUAGCUUGCUACUGUCAUCGCUCUUCUGGUCUUAAUCUUCAAAAUGAUGCUUCUUUCUAAUUACCCCUUUUCGUUUAAUUUGUCUCACCCAUUUAUUAUGGUUUGUAAUAACUUUGUUGUUUGGUCCCAAGCUUGCUGAAAGAAGAGUUUGUGGAGGGGUAUGCCAGAGCUGUUUGGGGACGUAUGUAAUAGCCGAGUAUCAAGUUAAUAGUGAAACGAUAUAUCCUCUUGCCUCAUACAA